This is a messenger RNA of Staurois parvus, 932 nucleotides long. The record is from the annotation of a GenBank genome assembly. Lineage: Eukaryota; Metazoa; Chordata; Amphibia; Anura; Ranidae.
GUCAUUCAAGAGAGACAGACCUGUCUGUAUUAGGGACAGAGUUAGGGCCACAGAGACUUUAGGGCCACAGAAUCGUUACUCAGGGACACAGAAUCGUUACUCAGGGACACAGAAUUGUUACUCAGGGACACAGAAUUGUUACUCAGGGACACAGAAUCGUUACUCAGGGACAGACACAGAGUUGUUACUCAGGGACACAGAAUCGUUACUCAGGGACACAGAAUCGUUACUCAGGGACACAGAAUUGUUACUCAGGGACACAGAAUCGUUACUCAGGGACACAGAAUUGUUACUCAGGGACACAGAAUUGUUACUCAGGGACACAGAAUCAUUACUGAGGGACACAGAAUCGUUACUGAGGGACACAGAAUCGUUACUGAGGGACACAGAAUUAAAUCGUUACUUUCUGCUUCACAACCACUAUUGAAAUUAAAGAGUAUGUCAGACAACACGCAGAGGAGUGGCAGAGGAGGCAAUGUUUCAGGAGCGAGCAGACGUGGCAGCAGAGGAAGGGGUCGAGGCAGCACUAGUCGCAGCCAGAGGCCAGUGCUCCUGGUGUCAUCCAGCGGUCGUGUCUCCACCGACAACCCUGCCGUCAUCGAUUGGUUGACUCGGUCGUCUUCCUCUUCCCAGGUCACCUCUGACACCUACAGCCAACGGUCGGUGGGUACGUCAGACACAACCGUUAGUUGGCAUGGCCCGGGAGCAAGCCCACUGAAAUCACGUGUCCUCUACCUGCCCUGUCCUUUGGUGUUCCCUCACCAAGCGAAGUAUCGGAUGCUGUGGGCUCAGCCCCACUGUACAGUGAGGAAGAGCUAACAGAGGGCGGUCAGGAACGGGGGGAGACAUCCGCCUCUUCAGCAACCAGGCGAAGAAGUAUGGCGAGGAGAGUGGCUCGGUAGCCGGUCUAGAGACAGGUCUGUCUCUGACCC